GGCGCCGGCUGGGCAGCGGGGGGCUCGGCUCCGGGCGCUGAUCCCCUAGCUCGGCCACGCGUCGGGCGCCGGGGCUGCUGCGGGGACCCGGAGGCUGCGGCUCGGCCUGACGCGGCCCCUAGCUCCCCGGCCGCGGGUCCGACGCAGCCCGGCCGGAUGGAGGCUCCCGGUGGGGCGGGGAUCCCAGAACGGAUUAAAGAGCCCCAAACGCUGGAGCGAGCCGCCGGCAUCCCGGCACAUGGGCCGGUGGAGGAGCCUCCCAGCCCCCCUGCCGAGGAGCAAGGCGGGGUCCCCAUCCCCAGCUCGGGCCUGCUGCAGGUUGCUGAACGGAGACAGCCCCUGAGCAGCGUGUCCUCCUUGGAGGUGCACUUCGACCUGCUGGAUCUGACCGAGCUGACGGACAUGUCGGACCAGGAGCUCGCCGAGGUCUUCGCCGACUCUGACGACGAGAACGUCGCCAGCGAGUCCCCUGCCGGGCUGCACCCUCCCCCACUUCCUCGGGCCGGGUGCCUGCGAUCCCCCUCCUGGACAAGGACCAAAGGCGAGCAGGGGCGGGAGAAGAAACACCUCAGUGACUCGGAGCUGCAAGCAGGCAUCGUAGACACUUUCCUGGCGGUGGAGAGGCCCCAGGAGGACUAGGAGGCUGGGAGCCACAGUGGGAUCUGAGCCAAGGUGCCAAGCCGGGGGUGUGCACUCUUGCACUUACCUCCAAUUCCAGACAGUUUGUGACCUUAACAGACUCCUACUCCUAGAGAGACGAGCAAACCCUGCUGGCUCCGUGUAAUGCAAAGCUCCCCCCUCAGUGCGGCCGUAGCACGUGGAUCAGCUGUGCCAGGGCACUGGCCGUGCUGGGCAAGGAAUUCCAGCGAGGAGACAGAUCAUCAGCACGCUGUCUUAGCACUUUUUUAACCCUUUCUUGCUCACUCUGUACAAAACCUGGCCAGGCCGACAGCAGCAAGGGCAGGGCCUAGGGCCAGGAGAGAGCCCAGCUGCACGGAAGGGAAAAGCAGGUUUGGGGAGAAUUGCGUCUUUCUGGAGAAAAGCCCUCUGGCUGCAGGUGAGUUAGGAGCGGGGGAAAGCCCCCAUUCUUCCCUCAGGGCAGGAGGGAGGUAACAUCCAAGGAACCUGGGGGCAAACAACCACGCUGGUUCUUCCCCAAUGAAGUGCUGGAGCUCAGAGCAGAACCCAGCUGCCUGGGGGCCGCCAGCCAAGGUGGGAUUUAGCCAUCACUUGCUAGAAGCACAUUCUCGUCCCUGUGGCUUUACACCUGUACGGGCUUUAGCUCCGGUGUAAGAGCAGCACUACUGAAGAUGCCAGCCUGGGAACAGCAGCCCGUGCUCAUCUCCCACUGCGAGCCUGCCCAGGGAGCUCUGCAGUGGGGCUGGCUCCUGUGAGCUCACGUGGCUGCGAGGAACCCAUGGGUCUGAAUUACGACUGCUUUGCCGCUGUUACAAGGAAGCCCAGUUCCAUCUCCGGAAGUGGCAUGGGGUCGGGGGCAGUUGGACAGACGUCUUUUUGUGGUCAAACCGGAUUAGGCUGAAGCGAGCUGGAGCAUGGGAACAUGAGCCCGACUGCACAGAUCCUGCUGGAGGGGGCCCUGGGGUGAGGCAGGAGAGGCUGUGUUUACUUGAUCCUUUCACCAUUGACACAAGCUGCUUCAUGCUAAGGAGCAGAACGGAGUCGAGGGGGCCUGGGAGAGGAACGGGGCCUGUGCUGUGCCCAGAAAACAAGAGGGGCUAAGCUGGACAUCCUGUCCCCUUCAAACCUUAGCCUCACUUGAAUUGUUGCCACACUCCUAGCCCCUGCUGUCCACCUGGAAUCUGUCGUGUUACCAAACUUUUCCUACCUCCUCCCGGGGGUGGGGUUAGCCUGUUCAAUGCCCCUACGGCCCAAUCUCACUAAGCCCAGCUGUUCUGCAGGGGGAGCCGGACGGUGCUAGAAUGUCUUCGCAGGCUCCCUUCACAACUGCUGCUGUCCAUCCCGCCGAGCCCCCGGGGCAGUCUAGUCUUCAUCUCCUCCCUUGUUCAGAGCACCAAAUAAUGCCAAGGCUGCCUCAGGAGCCAUGGCAACUUUCUUAAAAGACAGUUACAAAGGAGGGAUGGGGAGGGGGCAGGUCUUCCCCUCCUUCCACCCUCCCUUGGGUAAACUGGGGAAUCCUCAUUUUCUGCCAUUGUGGAGAAGAAACUCUCCUGCCGACCCAACGUCUCUUGCCUCACUGUAGCAUGGCGUUGGGCGUGUGGCUGCCUUCUGUCCCUGCAGUUCUGUGUGCGCAGUAGUGUCUGGGCCGGGGCUAUGUCGUCCUGUCCCGUCUGGGAAGCACCACUGCUGGCUCUGCUUAGGACCCCUGGCCCCUCACACCUUGCAGGCUGCAGUUAGUGGACCGCUGGCAAGGUAGCCUGGCUUGGAGGCUAUGUUCACAAGAGGGAAAGGAGACAACCCAGGGGUGGCCAGCACAACCAGUCCCAUACAGCUCUCUGCAAAGCUCAUCUUUAGUGCACAACAGCAGCAUUGCGAAGGGAGUAUAGUAACAGUUGGGUGGGGGGACCAGUCUGUCAAGGGAUUUGAAAUAAUUAGGGCCCUACCAAUUUCAUGGUCCAUUUUGGUCAAUUUCAGAGUCAGGACUUAAAAAACAAUCAAUUUCAUGAUUUCAGCUAUUUAAAUCUGAAAUUUCAGUGUUGUAAUUGCAGGGGUCCUGACCCAAAAAGGAGUUGUGUGUGUGUGUGUGGGGUCACACGGUUAUUGUAGGGGGGUCACAGUAUUGCCACCCUUAGCUCUGGGCUGCUGCUGGCGGCUGGAGAGCGGCGGCUGCUGACGGGGAGCCCAGCCCUGAGGGCAGAGCCGCCGCCAGCAGCAGCCCAGAAGUCGGGGUGGCCUGGUCUGGAAUUGCCACCCCGACUUCUGGGCUGCUGCUGGCAGGGAGCUGCCUUCAGCGCUGGGUGCCCAACCAACAAGUGCCAGUCUCCGGCCACCCAGCGCUGAAGGCAACAUAGAAGUAAGGGUGGCAAUACCGUGAACCCCCCCGCCUGCCCCCGCAACUCCCUUUUGGGUCAGGACCUCCAAUUUGAGAAACGCUGGUCUCCCCUGUGAAAUCUGGUCUUUUGUGUGCUUUUACCCUCUACUAUACAGAUUUCACGGUCCGUGACGCUUUUUUCAUGGCUGAAAAUUGGGUAGGGCCCUACAAAUAAUGCCCCAGUCAUUGGACCAUGCCCUCUCUCUCCUCUACCAAAUUUGGAAAAGAGGGCCAGAUCUUUGGGGUUGGAGGAACCACAGCUCUUGUUUCUGCCCUGUGGAGUCCAGCUGCAGUGAAAUUCAGAUGCAGCAUGGAGAGCGAGGGUCCAGCAGGCCUUUCUCUGGGCUGCACCCGAAUUUCAUGGCCUGACAGUGGAGCUGCUCCUGAUUGUCAUGUAAAUCAGGCCAGCUGCCAGCUGGAGCACACCUCAUGCUUCAGCUGACACAUGAGCCAUGAGGGGCUUCUGGAGCAGCUUCCAAAAUAAAUUCCCUGCUUCGAGCCCAGAGUAGCAGUUUGGGCUGGUUUGCAGCUUUCAUUCAGAUCCGUGCUGUUGCUAUCCCAGUGUCCCACAUGUUAGUUAUAGAGUGCCAGCAGCCCCCUGGAAAAGGAAGGCUCCAACUCUGAGGGGUGCAGGGGGCUUGCAAGGGAGGGAUUUCUUAAAAACAAUCUCCCACCAAAGCAGGAGCUGGUUAAACUCCUCCUCAGAGCUCCAGCCCGGAGCCACCCGGUCACCAGACUAAAAGAGCAGUUAGGUCGUGAUGCCAGCAUGACACUAUAAGGACUUGGGUGGUUUUAAUCUAAGUCUUAAGGUAUCUCUAGGACACACACCUGCACCCUCCAGCUGUUGAGCCAUUCUGCUCUUGUCCUGUACUUUUCAUUGGUUGUGUAGCAGCUUUCUGUACUGUUAAAAAACAAACGUAUCCCCACGUGCCCGGC
Molecule: messenger RNA, 3946 nt
Organism: Caretta caretta (loggerhead turtle)
Lineage: Eukaryota; Metazoa; Chordata; Testudines; Cheloniidae
Gene: DBNDD1
Product: dysbindin domain containing 1
Biological process (GO): negative regulation of protein kinase activity
Cellular component (GO): cytoplasm
Source: RefSeq, a predicted model, not a curated record